Messenger RNA from Chlamydomonas reinhardtii, 4404 nucleotides. RefSeq lists its product as uncharacterized. The coding region runs from base 833 to 2128 and encodes 431 amino acids. The transcript has 3 exons. The record is from RefSeq and is a predicted model, not a curated record. Gene Ontology annotation, molecular function: protein binding. Gene Ontology annotation, cellular component: cytoplasm; nucleus. Lineage: Eukaryota; Viridiplantae; Chlorophyta; Chlorophyceae; Chlamydomonadales; Chlamydomonadaceae.
GGCGCAGAAUCGAAAUGAGCAGUUGAUAUUGGUUUAAAAGGGAACCAAGAAACGCACGGGGGGCUCAGCCCAAAAAACGCCGAACGUCGGUGAACUACGAACCCCAAAUCCCCACAAGCGCAAAACGCCAAAGUAAAGCGCAAGAAGCAUAGCGUCCCGCGAAAUGUCCGUUAAUUGGAAAUCUGAUAUUGGGGCGAGCCGUGUCACUGCCAGCUGGCAAAUUGGGACGGUGUGCGGCAGGACUCGAUUUCGCCAUGAAGGUGUGAACUGCUUGCCUGGCUAUUAAACCAUAGCAGCUGGUGGCUGGAUAAUUUUGUAGGGCAAAGCGACUGUCCAGGCGUCCGACGCGUACUUUUGCUCGACUUUCGGCGGGAAAGCUCGGUUUCGACGGGAAAGCUCGUGUUAGACGUUGCCCAUAACUGAAAUACAAGCAAGGUCAUUAGAAUCGCCAAAGACAAGCGGGUUACUUGUUACUAGUGGCACGAGUAGUGCCACACGUGCGGCUGCAUGUCCGCGAGCGCCCGGUUGAGAGCAGGAGACAGCGCAAAUCUCGCUAUCUCUUCUUCUAGUUACGACACCCAAGGCAGAGGAGCGUCGUUUUUCAGGCCUCGACACCUGGGGGACACAUGCGACCUUAUUCGCUUUGCUGCGCCACUGCGCGGCGUGAUCGCGCUUCCGGGCCAUGAUGCGGAGGCAAUACACCUGGCCCCGUUGUUACAGCUACCGAGCGAGCUGUGGCGACAACGGCUGCUGUGGCCGUGCUGUCGCUGCAUGGGCUGCGGGACUGGCCUGUUGCACCGCCGGCCCAGCCUGCCGCUGUAGUCGUGCAAUCAUGGAAGCCGCACACAGCGAUAGCAGGGGACACGCCGACGUGGUCGUGAUGCUGCUGGACGCAAGCGCACGAGUGGACGGCGGUGCUGGAGGCGGCGGCGGCGGCGGCGGCUGCUCAUGCAGCUGCACAGCAGCAGGCUACCGGAUUCAGCACUGGCUGACCAUGCCGGCGCUGCAGCGCACCGAUGCCAUGGCCGCCGCCGCCGCCGCCGCCGCUACCUCAAGCAGCAGCAGUACGUCCAGCUUUGGUUGGAGCGCUACCCGGCCGGCCGCAGCAGCGUUUGCUACAGCCGCGCUGCAGCAUGCGGCCACGCCCACAAGCAAUGCUCCACUGCAACACACCAGCGCGGUUCCAGCCUUCGCACCGCUGCUGCCGCUCGCGCCCACACCGCCGCCACCUCCUCGCCUGCUGCCGGCGCUGCCAGCCAUACCUCCGAGGCCCCCCGCUGCGCCGCCGUCUCCGCUGCUGGCUGCGUGCCGUGCCGGUCACACGGAGACGGUGGAGCUCCUGCUUCGCCGCGGCGCCAAGGUCGAGGGCGCCGGCGCCGCGUCGGUGCUCCUUGCGGCAACUUCGGCUGUGCCGGCAUCGGCUGCGGCCCCGAAAUCGGUUGCAGCACGCUCUACUCUGGCGUCGCGCUUCCCGCCGGUUCCCUUUCCGCUGACUGUGGCGGAGGCUGCAACUUCGGCGGCUGCCCGGCAUGCGGCUGCAGGCGGCAUGUUUGCAGAAGUGGGCGCAGCCGCAGCUGCAGCCGGUGGCGGCGGCGGCGCUGUGGCACCCAGGAGCAUGUUCGAGAGCGAUGGCGACGAUGAUGAUUGGAAUGCUGACAGCGACGACUGGGGUGCCGGCAGUAGUGACGGCGCCCCGGCAACGCCAGAUCAGCACACCCGGGGGCCCAUCAGUGACCCUGGGUUCCGUCCAGACGGCAGGUCCCAGGCGGGCGUCAACUGCCCGCCCAAAGCGGGGCCCCUGCAGGCUCUUCUGGCCGCUCGCCCCCUGGAGCUCUCACGCCACCUUGGCCCCGCACUGGUGGCGGCGGCUGCUUCCAACCGGGGGGCUGCAGUGGAGGCGCUGAUUGCGGCGGGCGCAGACGUGGGCGGUGCGGACGGCGCGGCGGCUCUGAAGGAGGCAGCCUACCAGGGUCAUCUGGGUGUGCUGCAGCAGCUACUGGCGGCGGGCGGUGCACGCCUUGUGGCCAGUGGCGGCGUGCGGGCGGCUCUGCAGCUGGCGAUGCAGUGGGGCCGCGCCGCCGCCGCCGAGGCGCUCAGCCGUCAGCUACAGGUACACACAGGGCCUUGAUCAAGGGCAUGAGCGGGAGCAGCGACUUAAUGACGGCAGUGCGAUCCGCUCCCCAAGGGUAUGGCGCACGUGCGUGUUUUUGAUCGGCACAAUCAAAAUAGUCGGCUUACUUAUGAAACCCGCAUCAUGCAUUGGGUGGCGCCGUGGGGAACAAACGAACCUGAUUUCCCUGACUUGCCGAACGGUUACCACUCAUCGCCUGUGUCGUGCCGCCCAUGCAUAACGAACAAGAAGACGAACAUGACAGAUACCGCCAAGCAAUUCAUUGCGCGGUUUGUUAAGAAGCAAGCGGAACUUCAUUCAUAUCAAUGGUGCCAACUGCUGCAACACCGCAAGAAACUAACUUGUGUGGCUCGAAACGUUGUAUUGGUGGGAUUGGAUGGAGCUGUUGGCACAUGGUGCAAUCCGCUACGUGGGUGUCUGCAAGGCAAGCUGUUGGGGUUUGGUUGGUGAUGAGUCAGUUGGUACUGGUGUGGGGCUGUGGGCGAAAGCUUGUAGAUCGAUCUUGGUGCGGACCUGUUGAAAUCUGUUUGCUUCGGCAGCAGGGGCCCUUUUGUUACCCUUGCUUGGCUGGGGUGCAUUGAUGCAUAGACCUGAGCUCCGGGCAUGGCUGCCGGGCUGCAGCAAGCCAUUGCGGCACCGAAAGGCCGAGGGGAAGCUCUGGGUCCAGCCUUGCGGGCUCCGAGGCGACGCAGCCCUACCUGCCCAAAGGCUUGUUGGCGUAUUCAUGUUCUCUUAUCAGUGUACUGUGGGCGCGGUACGUAUUGAGCCCGAGUUGCUGGGUUUGCCGUUUGCGGAUCUUGGAGGGGGGCAACCUGUGGAUGGGUUGUAUGGAUAACUUCAUGGCAGGUUGAGGGAGCGCAUUGCCUCCCUUGUAUCCCUUUGCCGAAAUAAGGCGCCAAUCCGCCUGUCCUUUUAUUGCUGCAAUGGUGCUUUUGCAGUGGUUGUAUACUAAUCCCGCUGCACAACAUGUGCGCACGCCAGCGUUCACUGGCCAUGCGUGUGUCGCCGCGGGCCGAGGGGGUGUUUGAAAGGUCCAAGCAGUCGUAACGGCAUCUUAUUAAUGCCGUACAUGCUUCUAUGGCGGGUUGCCGUAUCUUGGCGGAAAGCGUUGAGCCAUUGAGUGGCGCCUGCUGCUACUGUGCGGGAGUCUUCAAAGUGGGGUAGAUAACAUCUUGUUACCGUACCGUGGCAUGGGUCCCGAUAAGAACUCUGACGUGACAGUCACGCAGCCCUAGUAAAUGGCACCUGUCACAACCGAUACUUUUGACGCUCGUGGUGCAGAGCCCAGCGCCGGGCGGUACGGUUGCGGCUAAGAUGGCGAUGGAUGCCAAAGGUAGAUAGAUGCGCGGCAAUGGUGCCGUCACCUCUGUGGCAUUGGCAGCGGCAUUGUACAUGCGGUCCUUCAAUGGCGCACACGCGGCCCAGACUCCAGGCCGCAGCCAGUUCAACUGACGUGGGUGGGUGGUUACGAGUGGCUGGUUAUGUCACCAAAGUGUUGGGUGGUAGAGUGUGCAUGUGUUUGAGACCCCGCGCCAGGUGGUUUGAGAGGAUGAGCGGGUCGUAGUUUACUUCUGAUCUAGUUCCCUGCUGAUUGAACCUGUGCGCUUGCAGAACUUAAUCUUGCACGGCCACCUGUGCAAUCACGGGAAUAAUGGGGGCGCGGGGCAGCGAGGUUGGGUGAGUCAGGGCGAAGCUGCGUGCGCUUCCACGCGGCAGCGCCAGUGACUUCCAUGCCUGUGGCCUGCACUGCUGCGAUCUCUAGCUGUCUGGCAAAGGACGCGCGGGGCUGAGUGCGUGCGUGAGUGGCGGCGCCCUGUCGCCCACUUCCGAUCAUCAACUGGCUCUGCGUGGCCGUAGCGUGAGGUUUUAAGCCUGUGACAGGCUUAUUACAGUCUUUGAUAAUGGGAAGUGCAUAAACGCAUGCGACUUGGACGGACGCAACGACCAGACGUCAUGCAUGAGUGUUUUGGUGUGCGAUUGUGCCGGGAGACCCCUCGGUCGCCCUGGGAGCCUCUGUCUGCCGAGGGCUGCCCGCUAAGGCUAGAGUCGAAUGGUUGACAAGGACGUUGAAGGCGUACGUUGACAAGGACGUUGCAGGCUUACGUAAGAAUUCUGUCGAAGGCUACCCACCUAAACUGGAGUUGAAUGGUUAACGGGGGAAGUUGAGUGCUGACUAGGAUGGUUUACGCAAUAGGCGAAGUAGCUGGCGGUAGUGUUGCACGAGAGACGCUGCUGAGCUGGACGUGCAUGGGAGUGACAUGGAGUCGUACAGA